CAGCAUCGGACAGUUUUACGGGUGACACGCGGAGGAAUUGGAAGGGAAUUUUCGGUAAAAAGGCGGAGGAGCCGCUCAGGGGGCGUCAUGGCGGAGAACAUCAUUGUCCGUAUCCAGUCACCGCAUGGUAUGAAACGGAUUAAUGUGGGGAAACGAGAAACAGGAGCCCAAUUUUUGAAAAAGGUUGCAAAGGAAUUUGGCUGUUCUAACAAUGGCUUUUCUGUAUACCUUAACAGAAAUAAAACUGGAGAGAUCUCCCCAACAACGAAUAAAUCACUCUCUUUUCUUAAAAUUAAACAUGGAGACGUACUGUUCCUCUUUCCAUCAAGUGACGCUGGGACUUCCACUCAAGUUAUGGAGACUUCAGCCCAAGCUCCUGGAGGGUCACGAGUUUCAACCACGUCUACAGUGCCUGUGGUGGAGGAUGAAAUUGACCAGUAUCUAAUGAAACAGGAUGGAAAGAUAUACAGAAACAGGGACCAGCAACAGUGCCGGCAUGGUGCUUUGGGCAAAUGUGUUCAUUGCGUACCACUGGAGCCUUUUGAUGAGGAUUAUCUCAAUCACUUGGACCCCCCUGUUAAACAUAUGUCAUUCCAUGCAUAUAUCCGAAAACUGACUGGUGGUGCUGACAAAGGCAAAUUUGUUGCCUUGGAGAACAUUAGCUGCAAAAUCAAAUCUGGGUGUGAAGGGCAUCCCCCAUGGCCUGAUGGAAUUUGUACAAAGUGCCAGCCGAGCGCCAUAACACUUAAUAGACAGAAAUACAGGCAUGUGGAUAACAUAAUGUUUGAGAACCACACAAUAGCAGAUCGUUUCCUCAACUUUUGGCGUCAAACGGGAAACCAGCGGCUUGGAUUCCUUUAUGGUCGCUACACCGAACACACAGACAUUCCUCUAGGUAUUCGAGCAGAGGUUGCUGCCAUCUAUGAACCUCCACAAAUUGGUACAGCAAACAGCCUAGAAUUUUUGGAAGACCCAAAAGCUGAAGUUGUAGAUGAAAUUGCUGCUAAACUUGGAUUGAGAAAGGUUGGCUGGAUAUUCACAGAUCUUCUAUCGGAGGACACGAGGAAAGGCACUGUCAAAUUUAUCAGGAAUAAGGAUGCACAUUUCCUAAGUGCAGAGGAGUGCAUCACAGCAGGAGAUUUCCAGAACAAGCACCCCAAUGCUUGCCGCCUAUCUCCUGAUAAUCACUUUGGAUCCAAGUUUGUUACUGUCUUGGCAACAGGUGGCCCAGAUAAUCAGGUUCAUUUUGAAGGUUACCAGGUUUCCAAUCAAUGUAUGGCCCUUGUAGGCGAUGACUGUUUUCUGCCAUGCAGAGAUGCACCAGAGCUCGGAUAUGUAAAGGAGUCUUCUAGUGAACAAUAUGUUCCUGAUGUUUUCUAUAAGGACAUAGACAAGUUUGGUAAUGAAAUCACACAGUUAGCAAGGCCAUUGCCAGUUGAGUACCUGAUCAUAGAUAUUCCCACGACUUUUCCAAAGGACCCUGUUUACACUUUUGCUUCACCUCCGCACCCUUUUUCUGUUGUGAACAGGGAUGUCGUCGGAGAGACACAGGAUUUUCAUACCCUGGCCUCCUACUUAUCACAGAAUCAAUCUUCUGUUUUUCUUGAUGUCAUCUCAGAUUUCCACCUCCUUCUGUUCCUGGUAACCAAUGAUGUUAUGCCGCUCAGGGAUAGUAUCAACUUGUUGUUGGAAGCAGUGAAAACACGGAAUGAGGAACUCGCCCAGACCUGGAAGAGAUCAGAGCAGUGGGCUACCAUUGAACAGCUUUGCAGUACAGUGGGUGUUCAGCCACACAGUGCUUCAGAAUACGGUGCAUUGGGAGGAUCUCAGCAGUCUGCUCCCACUGCUAUGUGGUCCUGUAGACACUGCACCUUUAUGAACCACCCAGGCACUGACCAAUGUGAGAUGUGCAAUCUUCCUAGAACCUAGCCAGCAGCAAAUGAAAGCCGGAUUUGGCCAUACCAUUUGACCCUUUGUCCAUUUGGGAAGACAAGGUGGCUGCCAGAGCGCUCUGGAUCCAGCAAGAAAAUUCUACAAGUGAACUUGUACUCUUGAGAUCUGCCUGGACUUUAAUUGAGAUUAAAAUGAAACAAUUACUAAAUACAA
Molecule: messenger RNA, 2106 nt
Organism: Carcharodon carcharias (great white shark)
Lineage: Eukaryota; Metazoa; Chordata; Chondrichthyes; Lamniformes; Lamnidae
Gene: nploc4
Product: NPL4 homolog, ubiquitin recognition factor
Exons: 17
Coding region: 88-1929 (613 amino acids)
Biological process (GO): ubiquitin-dependent protein catabolic process
Cellular component (GO): nucleus
Molecular function (GO): ubiquitin protein ligase binding; ubiquitin binding
Source: RefSeq, a predicted model, not a curated record